Molecule: messenger RNA, 591 nt
Organism: Lathyrus oleraceus (garden pea)
Lineage: Eukaryota; Viridiplantae; Streptophyta; Magnoliopsida; Fabales; Fabaceae
Product: LEAF RUST 10 DISEASE-RESISTANCE LOCUS RECEPTOR-LIKE PROTEIN KINASE-like 1.2
Exons: 2
Coding region: 1-591 (196 amino acids)
Biological process (GO): protein phosphorylation
Molecular function (GO): protein kinase activity; ATP binding
Source: RefSeq, a predicted model, not a curated record
AUGCAUGAACUUGUGGACAAUACCCUUGGAUAUGAUUUGGAUUCCGAUGUCGAGGAAAUGGUAAAUCUCGUGACAGAGCUAGCUGGAGAACUAUUUGAUGGUCGACGCAUUGCGGUUAAAAAGAUUCGUGACAACGACAGACUUGAUCAAUUCCUGAAUGAGCCUGAAACCCUAUCAUAUCUAUCUCAUCCUAAUCUGGUAUCUUUAUAUGGAUGUAUAUCUUCAAGAGGUCCUGAUCUUAUGCUUGUAUAUGAAUAUGUUUCAAAUGGAACUGUAUAUGAACAUCUUCAUGGUGACAGAGAAACACAUGAAAAUCUACCGUGGAGCACAAGAAUGAAUAUUACGGUGGAAACAGCUAGUGCAUUGAAGUAUCUUCAUGCUUCUAAUAUUAUCCAUAGGGAUAUCAAAACUAACAAUAUUCUUCUUGAUGCUAAUUUUCAUGUUAAAUUAGCAGAUUUUGGAAUAUCACGCAUUUUUCCAUCAGACCAAAGCCAUGUCUUAACUAAUCCAGUAGGGACUCGUGGUUAUAUAGGUCCUGAAUACCAAAACCACAAUGAACUUACUCAUAAAAGUGAUGUAUUCAACUUUUGA